Colletotrichum chrysophilum is the source of this 1113-nucleotide messenger RNA. RefSeq lists its product as uncharacterized. Bases 1 to 1113 code for a protein of 370 amino acids. Lineage: Eukaryota; Fungi; Ascomycota; Sordariomycetes; Glomerellales; Glomerellaceae. The record is from RefSeq and is a predicted model, not a curated record. The transcript has 2 exons.
AUGGGCUUGUUCGUUCGCGUCUUCGGCCUUCAGGCUCACGCUGCCAAAAGCAACAAGAACGCUGUCGACGGCGACGUCGCUGCCAAGCACAGCACCACUCGCUCUGCCCUUCGGAAGCCCUACAAGCAGCCCUGGGUGACUGUAAAGGCCACUUCGCACUCUCAGCCUUUGGCUUGCAUCACCAUGCCUGACUCUCACGACGCGAACAAGACGCGCAAGCACAUCAUUGCAUUCACCGAAGAGAGUCAGGGCGCCCAACACCUGGCUACCACUCCAGGCACAGACGGACAACAAAUCGACGCUGUCCCGCUCGCAUCAAAGGGCGUCAGCUACCAGUCCAUCGACAUCGCCACCAGCGAGAAGACGCAGAUUCACAGCCGCAGCGCGUCUGCCUCGAGCGCCGGCACCUCGUCUUCAGCUGGACAAAGCAGCACCCGCACCCUGAAGAGGAAGAAGGGCGUCAUUGGCCUUUCCGAUCAAUACCAGAUCGACGGCAAUUCCAUCCAAGCCGACAACAAACAGCGUGUCAGGUCCAUCUCCGUGUCCCAGGUCUCAUCCAUCAGCACCAUUCGCACAGACACGGACUCAGCUCUUGUCGCCUUCCCCACCUUCAGAUCAGCUGGUCGCCGUGGCACAAAGCUCGAUGGCCUCCUUGAGACCGAAGGAAAGCUCGCGCAAUAUAAGGACGUCGAGGAAAUCCAGGCCGACGAGGGCUUCAACACCGCUGUUCUCGACCUCAAAGGCUGGGCUCUGACCGGCCACAAGAACAUCAUUGGCUACGAGACGUACUCCGAGCAGAGCGUCAUCCAGGAGAUCUACGAAGAGCUUUCCAAGCCCGAGGGCGAGGACUUCGCGACCUCUCCCAAGUCCGCGCGUAACCUGCUCUUUGGAAACUACGAGACGGGACAGUACAAGAUGAUCCGCGCCAGUGACAGCGCGAAGGCCCCUGCGGAGACGAAAAAAUGGUGUUUUGUCACCCUCGGAAGCAGCUUCAUGCGCUUCAUCCAGACCAUUACCAGCGGAGCCGCGCUCCUUGGCGUCUACGAAGCCUCCACUGCCCGGAAAAUAGAUACCAAUACAGAUGAUGGAGAGACCUACGAUUGGGCCGUGUGA